UCGCACAGUAGCCGUGCUCUUAAAGUUUAACGGGAAUCGGUUUGUGCUUUAAAAGACGGACACUGCCGGUGAGUCUUCACACUCGGAUCUCAUCUUCAGACAGAAACACUUGUGGGAGUCAAGAUGAAGUGUCUCUCUCUUGCCGUCAUCGCCAUCUGUGUGGCUGCUGCCGCAUGCGACUUCUUCGACAACAAUGGUGCCGCCGCCAACAACGGCCACCUGUCAGCCGGCGUUGACAACUACGGGAAGGGACAGUACGCCAACCAGAACACUGACCAAAAAUACAACAGAUACGACAACGCCGCCAACACAUACAACAAAGCCGCCAACAACUACGCCAACCACGGCAACCACUACUACAAAGCAGCUGAUCAGGCCGGCGUCCAGGGAGACGCUGCCUCCAACUACUACGGCAACAAGGCCGCCGCCCACGCCAAUAACGCUUACGGCGAUGCCGCCCACGACAACAAAGCCAACUACCACGACGCCGCCGCCAAACACUACGCCAGGAAAGACAACGCCGCCAGAGCUGGCUCUAACAACAACCACGCCAAUAACAACUACUACAACAAGGGUGACGUCUUCAACACCGGCGUCAACUACGGCUUUGACAAGAAAUACAACAAGAACUCAAACGAGGAUGGCGACUAUGAAGUCCUUGACACAAGCAGCGCUCACAAUCUCGCCGACUACCGUGAUCACAGCGGAGCCGCCAACUACGCCAACCGCGACCACGCCAACAGGAAAUACGCCGCCGAUGCCGCACACGCUCUGAAGGACAGUAAGUACGGACAUGGCGCUGCCGCAAAUCAAUACGGAAACGGUAAAUAUGGCGCUGCCACCAGUCACGCUGCCAACAACGGUGCUGCCAACCACGCCACAGCUGCCAAAUUAAACGAAGCAGCUGGAAGCAACAAGUACUACGACAACGCUCAUGACGCUUCUAAAGAUCAGUACGACAACUUCGCUAACAAGAAUGCCUUCUACGACAGAAAAAACGCUGCUAACGCCGCCGCACAGGCCGCUCACAACCUCGCCGGCCACGGCACCCACGGCGUCUACGGAACUCGCGGAUUCUCAGGCGUCGGAGGCGUUGGAGGCGUUGGAGGCGUCGGUAAAGGAAACGGCUACGGUAACGGCUACGGUCAUGGUAACGGCUACGGUCAGCAAUACGGUCAGCAAUACGGUCAGCAUGGUCAACAAUACGGUCAGCAGGGACAUGGUCUGUACGAUAACGCCGCUCAAGGUCAGCACUCCAACCAUUAUGAUUCAGCCGCCAAUGCUGCCAAUGUUAGAAAUGGUAAAUACGGAUCUCACCUGAAUGACUACCAGAGAAACAAUGCCGGCGCUGCCUACCACAAGAACGGCUACAACAACGCUCAAGGCAAUGACUACUACAAAUCCGGUGCUGCUGCUGACAAGAACAACGCCUACAGGUCCAACACCGACGCUGCAGCUUCCGACAGACACGGGUACGACCACGCCGGUGCCGAUGCUGCCAGCCUUUAUAAUGCCAAAGCUGCUGCCGCCGACAGUGUCAACUCUGCCAACGCCAAGGACAACUUCAGACGUAAUUACAACGAUGCUGCCAAGAAACACCAUCUGGUCAAGAAGUUCCACCACCACAACAACGCCGGCGGCAACAACUACGAACGCCUCAACUACAACAGGAAGGACUACAAGGAUAACUUCGCCAAGAACGCCAACGCUGCACACUCUAAUGCCAACAAGUACUCUCAGAACUAUUACAACGAUGCUGCCAACGCAGCAGCCCACAACAACGACAAAUAUGCCGCCAACAACGCUGACAACGCCUACAAAUACAAUGACGCCGCUCAGGCCGCCAACGGCAAUGCUGCUAAGAAAUCUAACUACUACAAACAGAAUGCUGCCAAUGCUGCCGGAGCUAACAAUAAUGCCGCUGCUUCUAAAUACAACGACUACAACAAUGCUGCUGCUGCCCGCGCCAACGUCCUGAACAACUAUGCCCACAACAAGUAUGGAUCCAAUGCCCGUGCCUACAGUAACUCUCACGGCGCUGCCUCCAACCACGCCGCCGCCGCUCAACACGGUACCCCCUAUAGCAACGGCUACGGUGUCGGACAUGGAGUUGGUGUCGGUCACGGAGUUGGUGUCGGAAACGGUAUUGGUGUCGGACAUGGAGUUGGUGUCGGACAUGGAGUUGGUGUCGGAAACGGUGUCGGAGGGUUCGGAGUUGGAAAUGGCGUCGUGGGCGUUGGAUUCGGCCGUGGGCUUGCUGGUGGUUUCGGAGGCGCCAAGGGUGGCUACCAGUACUAUUAGACACUAUCAUAAGCCACAGGUUUAUGGGAUUCGUUGGGUUUAUAGAUGUUUUUUACCAUUUUAUACUGUUUGACACCGAAACUUGCAAAUCCAGAAAAUUGUGUGUUGUCUAUCAAUUUCUUUUGUAAAUAUACUUUCCAAGAAACUUUCACAAAAAUUCGAUUUAUGAUUCAAGAAUUAGAAAUUCGAGCUGAGCAAAUCCAUUAAUAUUGUUUCAUCACCGUAUCUCCUGCAGAUUGCCAAUCAGAUGUUUCGACCCUUUAGACAAAGCGACUGCCACGUUGCAUCUUUCGUGUAUUUGUUGAGAUUGGCUUAUUUCAAGGAGUGCUGCUGAUCACUCUGUCAGGUGUCGCCUUGUUUGUCCGAAU
Molecule: messenger RNA, 2669 nt
Organism: Haliotis rufescens (red abalone)
Lineage: Eukaryota; Metazoa; Mollusca; Gastropoda; Lepetellida; Haliotidae
Product: probable serine/threonine-protein kinase clkA
Exons: 2
Coding region: 124-2301 (725 amino acids)
Molecular function (GO): transferase activity
Source: RefSeq, a predicted model, not a curated record